Pristis pectinata (smalltooth sawfish) is the source of this 2404-nucleotide messenger RNA. RefSeq lists its product as uncharacterized. The record is from RefSeq and is a predicted model, not a curated record. NCBI's taxonomy places the organism in Eukaryota, Metazoa, Chordata, Chondrichthyes, Rhinopristiformes, Pristidae. The transcript is spliced from 7 exons. Gene Ontology annotation, biological process: cellular response to lipopolysaccharide; interleukin-15-mediated signaling pathway; T cell costimulation. Bases 17 to 1420 code for a protein of 467 amino acids. Gene Ontology annotation, molecular function: MHC class II protein binding; protein tyrosine kinase binding. Gene Ontology annotation, cellular component: external side of plasma membrane; membrane raft.
AGUAAGCAGGAGAGUCAUGCUUGUUGGUUUGAACAUAAGCCUCUUGACUUUCCUAUUUCAGUCCGUUAUGGCACAUGAAAGUCCAAGCAAUCUUUAUUUUUUAGACGAUACUGGGGACAUUAUAUUAAACGGGUCCGACUGUGAGAGACAUGAAACUAUCAGCUGGGAAUGGAAACCACAUUCGGGGCAACAAACUACAAGACACUUGGGUACUUUCUACAGAGAAGGUGAAGGAUGGAAAGUGCACUGGAGUAAAGAGUACAGUAAUUUUGAGUACAUUUAUAACAAGAUUAGUCAGGACAGCAAUACCCUCAGUCUGAGGAUUACCAGGCCUGAAUUUGAGCUUGCGGGUUUGUUCAGCUGCAGACAGAAGGAGGCCAGUGACAAGAUCCUGAAACAGUAUGAAGUAUUUGGGAUCAAAGAUCAGUUUCAUUCACAGCAUCGUGUAAGCGGAAGUGACAUUACUCUCAGCUGCAGCAUCUCAAGACUGUCAGAUUCAGUCAGUCUUCAUUGGAAACAUGGAGACUCGAUCCUGUACAAUAGGCAAAAUUUUGCUGAUCAGAUUCAGCUAAAUAAUACACUCUAUCUGAUAAUCAGCUAUGUUGGAGGCAAGAAAUAUUAUCAAUUUAUGUGUGCAGUACAAGAAGAUGGCAUUGUUGUAUUCACUGGAAACAGAUACACAUAUCCUGUUAGAUCUUUUAUAUUUUGGGAUGACUACACAUGUUAUCGAUCAAGCACAGUUCACAGUGAACUUCACCUGACUUGCAGUUAUAUGUAUUUUUGGCGACCCAGACCAACUGCUUUGUUUUGGAAGUCAUAUCGUUCUGCAAAUCAAGCCAGACAGAUCGCCUCUGAUUCAGGACAACAACAUAUCGAACUAAAUCAGACACAUUUUGAGAAUCGAAUAAAUCUAACUGGAAUAUAUGACAUUUUUGGAAUGUUCACUGCACACAUUGUCCCCGUGUUGUUCGAUGAUGCUGGAGAUUACACUUGCACUGCUAAUGCAGUGACGGUUCAAACCAUUAAGCUAAUUACAGUGAAAGUCACAGCUGAACCGUCUGAAGCAGUAACUGAGGGAGACAACGUUAUCCUGAUCUGCUCUGUGUCUGAGGUCACUGAAUCAAUGAGACUUGCUUGGAUCAAUAGUGAUGGCAAAACUGUUGGAGAAAAGACACUGAAUGUGGAGGAGGAAUCACUGAGUCUGAUUAUUCAGACAGACGAUAGAGGGAGAGGGAACUGGAGAUGUGUUUUAUUUCAUCAAGAUACUCCUAAGGUUGUUAUCCCCUACAAUCUGGAAUACAAGGUAAAAACAAGACCCCUUCUGGACAUGUGGAUUCUGGCUCUUUCCAGCUACUUGGUUGUUAAGCUGAGUACUGCAAUCGGACUGAUCUGCCAUGCAAGGCGCUUGAGCAGAAUGUGAACCUGUGAGAAUUGACGCACGAGGACAUAAAGUGAAGCAAGGGGUUAUUGAGGGAUCAUAUCAUUACAGAGCCUGAAAUCCAACACCGCUCUGAAGACUGGCAUCUCCGAAAACCAACGUGAUCCACUUGUAAACAGAUUGUGCAUUCUGUGAUUUAUUCUGGAUUUAAUCUACCUUUUUCUCUCUCCAGCUUGAUUAGUUUAUAGAAUGACAUUUGUAUAAGCCCAGCUGUGUAUUUCAAGACUUAAUCUCUCUAUAAAGUAUUAAUUCAGAGUAUACUCGCUUCUAUAAUGUAAUGACAGUAGGAGGUGAGUGACCCAUGAGGAGAGGCACAGCUUUAUGACAUUAGAGGAAUUGAUUCACCAUGGUUAUGUUACUAGACAAGCCCUGGAUAUCAGUCCAGGGAACCGAGUUCAAAUCCCACCACAGCCUAUGGAGAAUUCAAAUUCAGUUUGUUAACUAACCUGGAAUAGUUACCUUUGCCAAUGAUGACCAAUAUCGGUAAAUGUCAUCCACUUCACUAUGGCAUUUGAAUAAGGAAACCUGUUAACAGAACUAGGACAGACUCAGUUAAGAUAAAUUGUUACGACCACCACUAAGAAUUAGGAUGGCACAGUGUCACAGCUAGUUGAGUUACUAACUGUAGCUUCAGUGACCCAAGUUCAAUCCUUGACCUCAAGAGUUUGCACUUUCUUGAUGUUGUUGCACGUGUUUCCUCCAGAUGCUGUGUGUUUCCCUACAUUGCAAUGGUGACUGUGAUGCCAAGGUUCUUGAUUGGCUGACACUUUGAAAAGCACUUAAUAAUGUAAAUUACUUUCCCCUUCAUUUUAUAUGUUUGUUAAUUUUCUUUUAGGUAUUGUUCAAAAGCUUUUCAGAAUAUUAUAGGAAUUUAUACUACAAUUCUUAAAUUGUUCAAUUUAAAUUUCUGAAUUAAUCUUUCGCUUGUUCAUAACAAAUUGAAUAAAACUGCGGUUUGGACUGCAA